Phytophthora nicotianae INRA-310 is the source of this 1550-nucleotide messenger RNA. RefSeq lists its product as hypothetical. The transcript is spliced from 3 exons. Gene Ontology annotation, biological process: tRNA methylation. The record is from RefSeq and is a predicted model, not a curated record. NCBI's taxonomy places the organism in Eukaryota, Oomycota, Peronosporomycetes, Peronosporales, Peronosporaceae. Bases 37 to 1473 code for a protein of 478 amino acids.
AAUCAUAUAAACCUUUCAGCCGCUCCAGUCACGAUCAUGGAGACCAAGCGGAGCGCCGAGCAGCUCUCCCGCGACGCCCAGCGCAAGCGCCGCAAGCAAGUCAAGGCUGAGGCCAAGGACGGUGGCCAGUGGGACCGCUGUAUGUUCAGGGUGGUGCGGAAAAACCGCUACUGCAACAUCUCCAGAGUGUCAGGCUCGCUAUUCUGCGGCAACCACUUACCUGAUAAUGACACAGUAGUAAGCAAGAAGUCGCAGAAGUUCAAGGCUGCCACACGUCGCCGUGUACCGUGUCCGGUGGACGCGUCGCACACGGUGUACGAGUACGACCUGGCCAAGCACGUGUUAGUCUGCAACCGCGUUAAGGAUGCUGAUGCCAUGAAGAAGCUGCCAUAUUAUAGUCACAACAUCAACUCUGGUUCGCAGUGCAGCGGUAAGGAAGACAGCAAAGCUUCAGAUACUGAAGAACCUGCAGUAGAGAAGGAGGAUGAACAUUCAACACCGUCAGCUCAAGAGCAACAAGGCAUCAUUGAUAAACUUCAAGCUAUCGACUUUGCAGAUCUGCGAAAACGCAUUGAGGUGGCGUAUGCUUCUUGUGUUGGUGAAUUGGCACUGGAGAAGCUGCACCACAAAUGCUGUGACCAGCUUUUUGAAGAGAAGAAGAAGGCCGGAGCAUCCAAGAGCGUGUUGCGACACAUUGAGCAGCAAGCAUCGAUCAUCGGACACAUGGAGAAGGUGCAAUUGCUUGAAGACCCAAAUGCAGCUUUCGUGGAGCUUGGAGCUGGGAGAGGAAUGCUGUCUUUAGCGCUAGCACAGAUGUACCCGGACAGUCUGUACGUGCUGAUUGAUCGGGCGCAUACUCGGGGCAAGGCAGAUCGCUUUAUUGGCGGUGACGGCAAGGUUGAUGAAGCUGCAAAGGAAAAUUCGUCUACGCUACGGGCAAAGAUCGAUAUUCGCCACCUGAAUUUUGCCGGUAUGCAAGAGAUUUUGAACAAACCCGUCGUCUGCAUGUCCAAGCAUUUGUGUGGUGUAGCAACAGAUCUGUCGCUACGAGCCAUUGCACAAACACUUCCUGAGUUCAAGAGUGAUAAAGUUACGCCAUUAGAAGGUGCCACUUCUAUCAGUUCUAGUUUCCAGGGCUUGGCAAUCGCGCUCUGCUGCCAUCAUGUGUGUGCAUGGGAGGACUAUGCGAACCCAGAAUUUUUCCUGUCGCAAGGUUUCAAGCCCGAAGAGUUUGAGUUACUCACUAGUAUGACGUCUUGGACCACCUGCGGAAUGGGUCUUGAGGGUGACGCCGUGCAGCACAUUCUCGGCAUCAGCAAAGACGAUCGUGCAGUUUUGGGCAGGAAAUGCAAACGUAUUAUCGACGCAGGGCGUGCGGCGUAUUUGGCGCAGUUGCAGCUGAAGACUCGACUUGUUCACUAUUGUGACACCAAGGACAGCCUUGAAAACUGUCUGCUUGUUGCGUGGCGAUAAACUCGAUCCCUGGAAGUGACAAUUCAAACGUUAGAGAAAUAAUGGAAAUCCGUGGCUUUAUGAAUUCUCGAUUUAGG